Acanthosepion pharaonis is the source of this 1191-nucleotide messenger RNA. The record is from the annotation of a GenBank genome assembly. NCBI's taxonomy places the organism in Eukaryota, Metazoa, Mollusca, Cephalopoda, Sepiida, Sepiidae.
UUGUUUCUUUCUAUUCUUUCUUUAUUCCUCCUUUCUUUCUUUCUUUCUUUCUUUCUUUCUUUCUUUCUUUUUUCUUUCUUUCUUUCUUUCUUUCUUUCUUCACGUUCUAUGUUUUUUCUUCUUCCUUUAAGUGCCCUCUUUCUUUCUUUAACCCCUUUCAUUUUUCUCUACAUACUUCUUUUUUCUUUCUUUCUUUCUUUCUUUCUUUCUUUCUUUCUUUCUUUCUUUCUUUCUUUCUUUCUUUAUUCAUUCAUUCAUUCAUUCUUUCUUUUUUUUUCUUUCUUUCUUUAUUCAUUCAUUCUUUCUUUCUUUUUUCUUUCUUUCUUUAUUCGUUCAUUCUUUCUUUCCUUUUUUUUUUCUUUCUUUCUUUCUUUCUUUCUUUCUUUCUUCACGUUCUAUGUUUUUUCUUCUUUCUUUAUUUUGUAUCUUUCUUUCUUUACUAACCCCUUUUUUUUUUUACAUACUUCUUCUUUUUUCUUUCUUUUUUUCUUUUUUUUUUUCUUUUUUCAUUCUUUUCAUUCUUUAUUCAUUCAUUCAUUUUCUUUCUUUUUUUUUUUCUUUUUUUUUAUUUCAUUCAUUCUUUCUUUUUUUUUUCUUUCUUUAUUCGUUCAUUCUUUCUUUCUUUUUUUCUUUCUUUCUUUCUUUCUUUCUUUCUUUUCUUUCUUCACGUUUUAUGUUUUUUCUUCUUCCUUUAUUCGUUCAUUCUCUUUCUUUCUUUUUUCCUUUCAUUUUUCUUACAUACUUCUUCUUUUCUUUCUUUCUUUCUUUCUUUCUUUCUUUCUUUCUUCAUUCAUUCAUUCAUUCAUUCUUUUCUUUUUUCUUUCUUUCUUUUUCAUUCAUUCUCUUUCUUUCUUUUUUCUUUCUUUCUUUUUCGGAAAAUUUUCUUUUUUUUUUAUUCUUUCAUUCUUUCCUUUCUUUCUUUCUUUCUUUUUUCUUCUUCCUUUCUUUUUCUUUCUUUCUUUCUUUCUUUUUUCACACAAAAUGCCCUCUUUGUUUGUUUGUUUCUUUCUUUCUUUUCUGCACGUUAUUUUUUCCCUUCUUUCUUUCUUUCUUUCUUUCUUUUUUUCUUUCUUUCUUUCUUCAUCCUUUCAUUUUCCCCUCUUUCUUUCUUUCUUUCUUUCUUUCCGUUUCCAGUUUUUUUCUCUUCUCCCUAUUGAUAAACUUCUUCAGUUAAACAAUAGAAUGUUUUGA